Molecule: messenger RNA, 486 nt
Organism: Magnolia sinica
Lineage: Eukaryota; Viridiplantae; Streptophyta; Magnoliopsida; Magnoliales; Magnoliaceae
Product: 3'-5' exonuclease-like
Exons: 1
Coding region: 1-486 (161 amino acids)
Biological process (GO): nucleobase-containing compound metabolic process
Cellular component (GO): cytoplasm; nucleus
Molecular function (GO): nucleic acid binding; 3'-5' exonuclease activity
Source: RefSeq, a predicted model, not a curated record
AUGGCCCAUAUUCCAGAGUCACUCAAGAGCUUUCUAAGUGACUCAAGUGCUAUUUUCGUUGGAGCAGGUGUUGAUAGAGAUGUAACCAACCUUAGGAAUGACUAUGGGCUCAUUGUAUCCAAUGUUGUGGACCUUCAACCAUUGGCCAUGACCCUCAAGGACUCCCCCUUCUUCGGCAGUAAACUGCCUGGAUUGCAAAAUAUGGCGUGGGUAUUCGUUGGUCUUCGAAUGGAGAAACCGUCUGAUGUUACAAUGAGUAAUUGGGAAGACAAGGAGCUUAGUCGUGAACAGAUUAAAUAUGCCUGCAUUGAUGCUUAUGCUUCGUAUAAAAUCGGAUAUAAGUUACUUGUUGGAAGUGAAGGGGGUGUUGGAUUGGGAUGGAGAUUGCUGAAACUAAUGGUGUAUUGUGUUGGAUUGGGAUGGAGAUUGCGGAAACUAAUGGUGUAUUUGGUUGGGAUUUGGAUUGCUUUGGAUUGGUUUUUCUAA